UCAGUCUUUUGAGUCACUCCUCGGGAAGGAAGGGCAUGGAUUUAACUCUGACAGUACUGCACGCCUUCUGAGCCACUGGGCUGCUCUUGUACCUCAAAGGAAUCAGGUGGACAUGGAGGAUUUCUGGACAUUUGCCCUUUGGGCACUGAAGACUUGGCUGUACCUCGUAAUCAGCCUCAUCAUGAUCCCUGCCAUGUUUGGCUUCUCACUGGGCAUCUCUGAGGCCUACAUGAACAUCCUGGUGAAAACCUUAGAGUGGGCCACGCUGAACAUACAGAAAGUCACAGUUGAAAGAACACUCAAAGCAUCAGCAUCUAAUGGUCUCAUCCAGAGAGACGAUGGCUCUAUGGAGAAAGAGUUUGAGGAACUCAGACGCAGUCGCCCCAAACCACUGGUGGGCGGUGAUUUUGCACUUAGUGACUGUUUCUAUUUCACGCGAAAAGGAAUCGAGAGCAUUGUAGAGGAUGAGGUGACACAGCGGUUCACUUCAGAGGAGCUGGUGUCGUGGAACUUACUGACUCGCACCAACAACGAUUUCCAGUACAUCAGUCCCAGGGUGACGCUGGUCUAUGGCAUCGGCAUCUUUGUGAGAUACUGCAUCCUCGCCCCGCUUAGGAUAACUCUGGCUUGCAUUGGCCUGUCCUGGUUGGUCAUAGGGACAUCUGCAGUUGGAUUACUUCCAAAUUGGAGGUUGAAGUUCUGGCUCAGUGAAUGGGUGCAUGUGAUGUGCUACAGGAUCUGUGCUCGAGGACUUUCUGCCACCAUCCGCUAUCACGACAGCGAAAAUAAACCACAAAAAGGAGGAAUCUGUGUGGCCAAUCACACCUCUCCUAUUGACAUAGUGAUUCUCUGCAACGAUGGGUGUUAUGCUAUGGUGGGUCAGGUACAUGGAGGUUUGAUGGGAGUCAUCCAGAGAGCCAUGGUGAGGUCUUGUCCUCAUGUCUGGUUUGAGAGAGCUGAGAUGAGAGAUCGCCACCUAGUGACCAAAAGGUUGAAAGAUCAUGUGAAUGACAAGGAAAAGCUCCCCAUAUUGAUAUUUCCAGAGGGAACCUGUGUCAACAACACAUCUGUCAUGAUGUUUAAGAAGGGAAGUUUUGAAAUUGGAGCAACUAUAUAUCCAGUGGCUAUUAAGUAUGAUCCAAAUGUUGGAGAUGCUUUCUGGAACAGUUCCAAACACAGCAUGGUCAGUUACCUGCUGAGGAUGAUGACCAGCUGGGCCCUCGUCUGUAAUGUCUGGUAUCUGCCUGCCAUGCACCAACAGGAGGGGGAAGAUGCUGUUCAGUUUGCCAACAGAGUCAAGUCAGCCAUUGCUCGACGGGGAGGGCUGGUAGAUCUACAGUGGGAUGGAGGUCUGAAGAGGUCGCAGCCGAAGGUGUGGUUCAAAGAGGAGCAGCAGAAGCAGUACAGUAGCAUGGUGGUGGGUGACGACAGCAGCAGCCACAGUGACUGACCCCACCAGCUAGUACGCUCUAAAAAUCCCUGCCAUGUGGAAAAUAUAUACUGGAAACCGGCAUCUCUUUCUCUCUCCUCUCAUGUUCCCUUGAGCUUGGCCUGAUCUUGCCAAUUACAGCAGGAUGGGUACCACGGGUACAGCUGAAAAACAAGUCUCAGGGAUUCACAAAGUGCAAUAUUGAGGCGCAGACCGUGGCUCUGAUAAAAAGAAAGCUCUCUCUCUUUUUUUUUUCUUCUGCUGAAGAAACUUUAGCUUCUGUUGUGAUUGAAUGGAAAUGCUCCGAAUGAAAUGUGUGAUUACAGACAAUGCGAUGGUCAGAACAACUGGAUUCAUGGAUGUCUCCAUCAGUAAACUCAUUAAUGUGAUGUUCAAUGAUAUUUUUAAGACAACUUUUAGUUUUAGUUUUAGUGUGUGUUUUAUACAAUGCCAAAUAACCUGUAGGCAUUGUGUAGUUUUACUAUUUUAUAGCAUGACAUGUCAUAUUAUUUAAUACGGCAGAUGCAGAGAGCUAAACACAAGAUAUAAUGCUUUUAUGUAUUUAAGUCUUGCAGUGUUGUACUGCAACAUAAUUAACACUGAUGGGUACCUUUACCAUAGUUUUUACUUUAAAGCAACUUGUUUUCACACUUCUUUUUUUGAAUUCAACACUGAUAGUUUAGUUAUGCAAAAAGAAAACGUGUUAUUCUGUGGUUUUUAGCAUCUUUUGACACCUUUUUUUUUACAGUGCAGUAAAGGCAAAGCAGGGACACGAGACACAUGGGGUUUGCACAUAAAUAAUACAUGCGUUGAGGGUGAAGGAUAGUUCCUUAAAUGUCCACAUGUGAAGGGAUGGCCUUAAAGGAGAACACACAGCUGAGACUUUUUGGAUCUCUCUUCACUGGGUAAUUUUCCUGAAGUGUGCUCCUCGUCUAUGCUGCUUUUUUUCUGUGAGUUCACUUCUUUGGCUCCUGAAAAAAAUUAAAAAGUUUACUCACAGUCAUUUUUCCAAUAUUUUGUUUUGUUUUAUAUUGUCAGCGUUCUCACCAUCAAUUUUUUCACUAUCAUUCUUCUCACCAUCAUUUUCAUUAUCACUGGGCUCGGUGUGUUCCUGUGUUAAAACUAAUAUGAGUGAAUCACAUGUCACGGUAUAUUGUGUCUCACAGCCCACAAACUCUACUUGUUAACAGUACUCACCUGAAUCACGAUUCUUUUGAUUUUCUUUCUCUCUUUGAGUUCCUGAUAUCUGGAAUUGUCAAGGAUGAAAACAAGUUGACAUGCCAUUGCCAAGAAACUAAGCUGAAACUAAUUUAUUUACAAUAGUGUGUUUUGGAGAACAGUGCCUUUUUAAGAUUGGACUUCCUGUCUGUUUGUUUUAGUCGAAAAGCCAAGAGAAACAAAUGGUACUGUGAAAUAUUUAUGAGUCUGAUUAGUGUCUCGCAUCUGUCUCCCUCUGUGCAGUUCAAAUGACAACCAGCAGUUUUUAAAGUAAGAUGCUUUUAUCUCUUGGCAAUAAAGAGCCAAAAAAGA
This is a messenger RNA of Eleginops maclovinus (Patagonian blennie), 2959 nucleotides long. It is a transcript of the gene agpat9l, whose product is annotated as 1-acylglycerol-3-phosphate O-acyltransferase 9, like. Gene Ontology annotation, molecular function: glycerol-3-phosphate O-acyltransferase activity. The record is from RefSeq and is a predicted model, not a curated record. The transcript has 14 exons. Gene Ontology annotation, biological process: triglyceride biosynthetic process. Gene Ontology annotation, cellular component: endoplasmic reticulum. Bases 113 to 1450 code for a protein of 445 amino acids. NCBI's taxonomy places the organism in Eukaryota, Metazoa, Chordata, Actinopteri, Perciformes, Eleginopidae.